Molecule: messenger RNA, 1014 nt
Organism: Haliaeetus leucocephalus (bald eagle)
Lineage: Eukaryota; Metazoa; Chordata; Aves; Accipitriformes; Accipitridae
Gene: BSPRY
Product: B-box and SPRY domain containing
Exons: 6
Coding region: 1-1014 (337 amino acids)
Molecular function (GO): protein binding
Source: RefSeq, a predicted model, not a curated record
AUGCAGAACAAGAUCGUGGACCGGUGCGAGCAGCUCCAGCUGCAGAGCGCUGCCAUUGCCCAGCAUGUGGACGAGGUGUUGCCUGCCAAGGACCAGGGUGUCCUGAACGCAGCCAACGCGGCGCGGGAGCUGGUAAUCCAGAGGCUGAUCUUCGUGGGGAAUGCGUGUGAAAAUGAAGAACAGCGGUUGCUGGAGAAGGUGCACGCGGAGGAGGAGCGGGCGCACCAGAGCAUCCUGACCCAGCAGGUGCAUUGGACUGAGGCUUUGCAGAAGCUGGCUGCCCUCAGAACCUACCUGGUGGACAUGAUCACCAACCUGGAUGACCAGGGCUUGGUGCAUGCAGAACAAGACAUCUUUGAGAGGACAGAGGUGGCUGAAGGAAUCUUGGAGCCACAGGAGUCCCCGAAGUUAAACUUUAAUCAGACCUGUGUUCAGAGUCCACUGCUGCAUCGACUAUGGGCCUCUGCUGUUCUCUGCUGCAUCGCAGGCUCACAGGAGAUUCACAUCGAUGAGAAAACUGUCAGCCCCCACCUCAGCCUGUUGGAAGACAAGAAAACCCUGACCUUCAGCCCCAAGAAAGCAAAGGUGGACUUGGACUGCCCUGAGCGGUUUGACCACUGGCCCAAUGCUUUGGCUACUGCGGCUUUCCACUCGGGAGUCUGCGCGUGGAAGAUCAGCGUGGAGAAGAGCUGUGCCUACAAGCUGGGGGUUUGCUACAGCUCCCUGCCACGGAAGGGGUCUGGCAAUGAAGCCCGCCUGGGCUUCAACACCGUCUCCUGGGUCUUCUCGCGCUACGACAAGGAGUUCAGGUUCCUGCACGCUGGGCACCCGCAGGCGGUGGAGCUGAUCAAGUCUCCGGCUGAGAUCGGGGUGCUGGUUGACUUUGCAGGAGGGGAGGUGCUCUUUUACGACCCCGAUUCCUGCACCAUCCUCUUCUCCCACAGGGAGACCUUCACAGAGCCCCUCUAUCCUGUCUUUGCUGUGGCACACCAGAGCAUCUCGCUUGUCCAGUGA